AUGGACUGGAACCCUUACAGGCGCAGGCAAGUUUCGACCAAGCUCCAAACGGUUACCAGGUUGCUGGAGAAACUCACGGUAGAUCUUGAGAAGCACGAUCUGACUACAAAAGAACGCGAUGCCGCGCUGGACGAGCUCAAGGUCUAUGGGAGAGAUCCUCGAGACGCAGAUCCCAUAUUCACCAAGGAGGGUAUAAGAACGCUCACAAGGCACGCUUUCGACGAUGAGACAGUUUCGACAUCACACGGUGCGCUGAGAUGUCUCGCCAACACCAUGCUCAUCAAGCCCGAGGCGCGACAGGUCUUUGUUGACUUGGAUUACGUGGCCAAGGCGUGCGCCCAGCUGAAACGGGAUACGUGGGACGAUGAGUUUUUGGUAUCGAGAGUCAUCUUUCUCACCACCUACGGCACGAACGUCGAACUAGUGAAGCUUAUCGAUGGGCACGGGCUGGCAGAGACGAUCAUUGCGAGACUGGCAAAGCACGUCGAGGUCGCUCAGAGGGCCGGAAAGGAGAAGGCGGAUCCAAUGCAGGACAUGGCGCUGGCCGAGAUACUGAGGCUGCUGUUCAACGUGGCGCACUACUGUCCAACAAGGGUCGACUCGUUUACACCAGCAGUAGCUCACAUCGUGGCACUCAUCACCGGUCGCGACCUGACACCAUCCCAACCCCUCGACGGCCCCUUCAGCGCCCUGGUGAACGCGCUCAUCAACCUCAAACUUGAAAGUGCAGAGGCACAAUCUGCCCUCUACCCGGAAGGCGACGCGCAAACUUCUGUGGUAGACCGUCUCGUUCAUCUCCUCGACCUCUCUCUAGCCAAGUACAGCGACAACGAACUCGAACAGACCGUCACACCCGUCUUCUCCGUCUUCCGGCUCCUAUACCAGUCCGCCCCCGAACCCGUCAAGGCCUUCCUCCGUGGCAAGUUCCUCCCUACGCCCGAGGACAGGCAGAAGGUCCUGGGCCGCGGCGAGACUCUCCCAGCCAGAGUCCUGCGGAACUCGACCAACGCGCUCACCCCACAGCUGCGCGACACUAUCUCGCACCUCCUUUUCGAAAUGUCGGACAAGGAUGCCCACAAAUUUGUCGAUAACGUUGGGUACGGCUUCGCGUCGGGAUUUUUGUUCCAGAACAACAUCCCAGUGCCGCAGAAUGCGUCGGGUGGGGAGGAGACUGGGAUUGAGAUUGGAAGCAGGCCAAUCAAUCCCAUCACGGGCCAAUUCUUAGAUCGGGAGACGGGCCCUGACGUCCCAGAGAUGACGGAUGAGGAGAAGGAGAGGGAGGCGGAGAGACUAUUUGUCUUGUUUGAGAGGCUCAAAAAGACCGGCAUCAUCGACAUACAGAACCCAGUCGAGCAGGCCUUUCGAGAGGGUCGUUUUCAGGACAUCCAGGAUGAUGAGAGGGUGGAAGAGCUGGACUAA
This is a messenger RNA of Cryphonectria parasitica EP155, 1419 nucleotides long. RefSeq lists its product as uncharacterized. NCBI's taxonomy places the organism in Eukaryota, Fungi, Ascomycota, Sordariomycetes, Diaporthales, Cryphonectriaceae. The record is from RefSeq and is a predicted model, not a curated record. Gene Ontology annotation, cellular component: cytoplasm. The transcript has 5 exons. Bases 1 to 1419 code for a protein of 472 amino acids. Gene Ontology annotation, biological process: G protein-coupled receptor signaling pathway. Gene Ontology annotation, molecular function: G-protein alpha-subunit binding; guanyl-nucleotide exchange factor activity.